Rotaria sordida is the source of this 1209-nucleotide messenger RNA. The record is from the annotation of a GenBank genome assembly. Lineage: Eukaryota; Metazoa; Rotifera; Eurotatoria; Philodinida; Philodinidae.
AUGUCAAAACAAAAAAUAUUUUUUAUUGUACUUAGUUUAUCUGUUUUAUCAAUUGCUCUAAUUUAUCAACCAUUGCCAGAGAAUUUUCCUCAACCAUGGAAAUAUCGAUUUCUUUCAUUCUGGGCACAUCUUUUUUCAAAAUUGGGUUUUUUUGCUGAAAAAGUAAAUUUAUUCGAUCGUAUUCAUAUUUUACGUUUUCUUUAUUAUAUAUUUGUUGGUUGUUUUCAAAUACGAAAUCCUGAACAUCAUUUAAAGAUCUAUGAUAGAAGAAUAUUAAAUGUUAAAGUUCGAAUAUAUGAACCUGAAGAAUUAGCUAAUGUGGAUAAAAUGCCGACAAUAAUACAUUUUCAUGGUGGUGGAUUUCUUUUAGGCUGUCGAGAUACUUAUGAUCAAGUUACAUAUGCAUUAUCUAAUUUAACACGUGCACUUGUAAUAUCAGUCGAAUAUCGUCGUGUACCAGAACAUUAUUUUCCUGCAGCACUUGAUGAUUGUACUUUAAUCACAUAUGAAUUAUUUAGAAAUGCUGAUAAUUAUCGAAUUGAUGUUAAUCGAAUAAUAUUAGCAGGUGAUUCAGCCGGUGGAAAUUUAGCUUUAGUUUUAACACAAUCAUUAUUAAACGAUGGUUUUAAUCCUCGUACUACUUGUCUUAUAUAUCCAGCUUUGCAAUUCUUUGAUUUUACAUUACCGUCAUAUCGAUUAUAUUUACCUCGAAAUAUUCUUGGUGUUAUUACUGAAGAAAACUUUCUUUCUGUUAUGUCUGAAUUAAGUGAAAGUAAAAUAAAAGUAACACGUGAUAUUUUAUUUAAUAAUCAUACAUCAUCUAAAGAUAAAAAACGUUUACGUCCAUAUGUUGAUGCUGAAAAAUAUUUACAUAUUUCAUUUCCAUUUGAUAUUAAUCAAGAAGGUAAUGAAAAUUUAAUUUCACAUUUAAAAUUUCUUAUAUCACCAAAAAUGUCUCCAUUAUUGGUUGAUGAUAAAGAAUUAAUGAAAUUACCACCAAUUUUACUUUUUACUACUGAAUUUGAUAUACUUAGAGAUGAAGGUUUUAUCUUUGCUGAACGUUUACAUUCAUUAAAUAAAACUCUUUAUCAUCAUCAUUUCCCAACAGCAUUCCAUGGAGUACAUCUUCUUUUAUAUGGUCCAUUAAAGUUUGAUAUUGCUUAUGAAAUGAUUGAACAUAUUGCAAGAAAAAUACGUGAAAAUCUUUGA